AUGGGCGAGAAGCAAGUCGAUGAAUUAGACAAAGCCACAGAAAAUCAAGUUGAGUCAUCAGAUAGUCCACAGGUGAAGGCAACUGCUUUUGUCAAAGCAUAUGUUCCUUCGAUCCCAUUUCCACAGAGAUUGCAAAAACAUAAGCUCAAUAAGCAAUUCCAGAAAUUUUUGGAUGUGUUCAAAAAGUUGCACAUUAACAUACCAUUUGCUACAACUUUAGCUCAAAUGCCCAACUAUGCCAAGCUCAUGAAAGAUAUUCUCUCAAAUAAGAUGAAACUAGAGGACAAUGAAACUGUCGUGCUUACUGAAGAGUGUAGCGUAAUUCUCCAACAUAAGUUACCGUCGAAGUUAAAAGAUCCAGGGAGUUUUACUAUUCCUUGUAACAUUGGUAAUUCAUAUAUAGAUAAAGCAUUGUGUGAUUUAGGAUUGGCUGACAGGUCGAUCAAGCACCCUAGAGGUAUUUGUGAAGAUAUUUUGGUGAAGGUCGACAAGUUUAUCUUCCCAACAGACUUCAUUAUUUCAGAUAUGGAGGAAGAUAGGGGCGUUCUCCUCAUAUUGGGUCGCCCAUUUUUUGCUACGAGAAGGGCUCUGAUAGAUGUGCAAAGGGGUCUGCUGUUAUUGAGGUUAAAUCCGACUAUGCAAGAAGUGGUAAGGAAAGAGGUAUUAAAGCUUCUAGAUGCAUGGAUCAUCUACCCCAUAUCAGACAGACAUUGGGCGAGUCCAGUACAGAUGUUAGAGAGACUUACUGAACAUGCUUACUACUGCUUCUUGGAUGGUUAUUCGGGGUACAAUCAAAUUCCUAUAGCGCCAGAUGAUCAAGAGAAAAUGACCUUUACAUGCCCUUAUGACAUUUUUGCUAAUAGGAGGAUGCUCUUCGGUCUUUGCAACGCUCCUGCCACAUUUCAGAGGUUAGCUCUAAAAGGAGUUCUUAGCCCUUCUUUAAUCUGUCUCUGA
This is a messenger RNA of Olea europaea var. sylvestris, 954 nucleotides long. RefSeq lists its product as uncharacterized. The transcript has 4 exons. NCBI's taxonomy places the organism in Eukaryota, Viridiplantae, Streptophyta, Magnoliopsida, Lamiales, Oleaceae. The coding region runs from base 1 to 954 and encodes 317 amino acids. The record is from RefSeq and is a predicted model, not a curated record.